AAAGUUAGUUUCACACACCACUACCCUGACAAGCUACACUCCACAUUGAAGGCACAGAUUCACAUACUCUAUUAUAUAUACAUCUCCACGCAACCAGGGUUGCGUCAACGUAGGCGAGUUUGUUAGGUCAAGUGAUCCGUGUAUUUUGAGUUAUUGAUUUGUGAUGGCAGCGUCGAACGGAACGGAGUAUUAUGAGGUGGACAUGGAGAUGGGAGGCGGCGGCGAUCGUUUCGCAUUGCCGUCGAACGCCGAAGAGGUCGCAAGAGACGAGGACGAGCUUCUCUGGGCGGCGAUGGAGCGCUUGCCGUCGCAGAAACGGACUAAUUUCGCCGUGUUGAGACGAGAGAUUUCAGAGGCUGAAGGAAAGAGGGAGAUUCGGACUGUCGAUGUUCGGAAACUCGAUCGGUUUAAUCGUGAACUUGUGGUGAAAAAUGCGUUGGCUACAACGGAUCAGGAUAAUUAUCGGCUUCUCGCUGGAAUUAAAGAACGUCUUGAUAGAGUUGGAAUAAAGGUGCCGAGUGUAGAGGUGAGGUUUGAGGAUAUAACGAUUACUGCGAAGGUUAAGCUCGGUUCGAGAGCUUUGCCGACUCUGAUAAAUUAUGUUCGUGAUCUGUGUGAGAAAGUCUUCACUGGCUUGGGAAUUUUUCGUUCAAAAAGACAUCCGCUAACUAUCCUGAAUGAUGUCAAUGGUAUCAUAAGACCAGGAAGGAUGACAUUGCUUUUGGGGCCUCCAGGUGCGGGUAAAUCCUCCUUGCUUUUAGCUCUUGCUGGGAAACUUGACAAGACCCUAAAGAAAACUGGUGAUAUUACAUACAACGGCCACAAGCUCAAUGAGUUCUGCAUUCAAAGAACUGCAGCAUAUAUAAGUCAAACUGAUACUCACAUUGCAGAGUUAACUGUGCGAGAAACAUUAGAUUUUGCUGCUCGAUGUGAGGGUGCAAGCGACGGCUUUGGAGCUUAUAUGGAUGAACUUACACGACUGGAGAAGGAAAAGAAUAUUCGACCGAGUCCUGAAGUGGAUGCUUUUAUGAAGGCAUCAUCUGUUGGAGGUAGAACUCACAGUGUUUCGACAGAUUAUAUAUUGAAGGUUCUAGGUCUUGAUGUAUGUGCGGACACAGUUGUUGGUAGUGAUAUGCUUAGAGGAGUAUCAGGUGGUCAGAAAAAAAGAGUCACCACAGGUGAAAUGGUAGUUGGGCCAAGAAAAACACUUUUUAUGGAUGAAAUAUCAACAGGACUUGAUAGUUCUACAACUUUUCAAAUUGUUAAAUGCCUACGCAAUUUUGUUCAUGAAAUGGAAGCCACAAUUCUUAUGGCUCUAUUACAGCCCGCGCCUGAGACCUUCGAUCUGUUUGAUGAUCUGAUCUUAUUAUCUGAAGGAUACAUGGUGUAUCAAGGCCCUCGAGCAGAAGUUGUUCAAUUUUUUGAGUCAUUAGGUUUUCGUUUGCCUCCACGCAAGGGAGUUGCAGAUUUUCUUCAGGAGGUCACUUCAAAAAAGGACCAAGAACAAUAUUGGGCAGAUUCUUCGAAACCAUAUGAAUUUGUGCCUGUUCAGAAGAUUGCAGAAGCAUUUAAGAACUCCCAAAAUGGAAGGUCUUUGAAGUCUUCCCUUUCAGUUCCUUACGAUAAAUCCAAGAGCCAUUCUUCAGCUCUAGCUAAAACAAGGUUCGCGGUAUCAAAACGUGAGCUGUUCAGAGCAACCUUAGCCAGAGAAGUUCUUCUGGUUAAAAGGCAUAGUUUUCUUUAUAUUUUUAGAACAUGCCAGGUUGCAUUUGUAGGAUUUGUUGCAUGCACAAUCUUUUUGCGAACAAGACUGCAUCCUACAGAUGUGUCAAAUGGGAACCUCUACCUCUCUUGUUUGUUCUUCGGGCUAACACAUAUGAUGUUCAAUGGAUUUUCUGAGCUGUCACUAAUGAUAUUCCGGCUGCCAGUUUUUUACAAGCAAAGAGAUAACUGUUUUUAUCCAGCAUGGGCCUGGUCUUUUUCUAGCUGGAUACUACGUGUACCUUACUCAGUUGUUGAAGCUGUAGCUUGGUCUUGUGUAACAUACUACACCGUUGGAUUUGCUGAUUCACCUGGAAGGUUUUUCCGCUACAUGUUUUUACUCUUCGCAAUGCAUCAAAUGGCGUUAGGGCUUUUCCGGGCAAUUGCUUCUAUAUCACGAGAUAUGAUCAUAGCAAAUACUUUUGGGUCUGCUGGACUACUAAUCAUAUUCGUGUUGGGUGGAUUUAUAGUUCCCAAAGACAUGAUUAAGCCAUGGUGGAUCUGGGCAUAUUGGGUGUCACCUUUAUCCUAUGGGCAAAAUGCUAUUUCAGUGAACGAAUUUACGGCGAGAAGAUGGAUGGAGAAACCUGCUGCUGGAAAUACUACACUUGGGUCUUUCAUUCUUCAUGAACAUUCUAUACCAAAUCAUAAUUAUUGGUAUUGGCUAGGAGUUUGUGCCUUGCUACUGUAUGCUGUUUUUUUCAAUAUACUAGUGACUUUGGCAUUGACAUACCUCAACCCUAUCAGGAAAGCACAGACAAUAAUUCCUCUGGAUGCUGAAGCAGAGAAUUCAGCUGCAACUGAUGCAAGCAGCCAAACAACGCAUCUAAACCCCACUAAAAAUAAGGGAAUGAUUCUUCCGUUUCAACCGUUAACAAUGACUUUCCAUGAUGUUAAUUACUUUGUGGAUAUGCCCAAGGAAAUGCAGUUGAAAGGUAUACCAGAGAAAAAAUUGCAACUGUUGUGUAAAGUAAGUGGGGUCUUUUCACCUGGAGUUCUUACUGCAUUAGUUGGGUCAAGUGGGGCUGGAAAGACGACUUUAAUGGAUGUGCUUGCUGGUAGGAAGACAGGCGGAUACAUAGAUGGUGACAUUAGGAUAUCUGGUCACCCUAAAGAACAACGUACUUUUGCAAGAGUUUCGGGGUAUGUAGAACAAAAUGAUAUACACUCCCCUCAGGUUACAGUUUUCGAGUCACUUUGGUUCUCUGCUAGUCUCCGCCUCCCAAAAGAAGUGACCAAAGAGAAAAGACACGAGUUUGUUGAAGAGGUAAUGUGUCUUGUUGAGCUUGAUAGUCUAAGAAAUGCUUUGGUUGGGCUUCCAGGCAGCAGUGGUUUAUCCACAGAACAAAGAAAACGAUUAACUAUAGCUGUAGAACUUGUCGCAAAUCCUUCUAUAAUUUUCAUGGAUGAACCUACUUCAGGACUUGAUGCACGGGCUGCGGCAAUUGUAAUGCGAACAGUUCGUAAUACUGUAGAUACUGGACGGACGGUGGUUUGUACCAUACAUCAACCAAGUAUUGAAAUAUUUGAAGCAUUUGAUGAGUUACUUCUGAUGAAACGAGGCGGGCGAGUAAUCUAUGGAGGAAAGCUAGGGGAGAAGUCACAAACCAUGAUUAACUAUUUUCAGGGAAUGGAUGGUAUCUCUCCAAUCCCUGAAGGAUACAACCCAGCAACAUGGAUGCUAGAGGUUAGUACUCCCGCGGCCGAAGAAAAACUUGGUAUAGACUUUGCAGAGACCUACAAAUCUUCUGAUCAGUUUAGAGAGGUUGAAGCUUCAAUUAUGCAGUUCAGCGUUCCACCAGAAGGCUCAGGACCCCUUCACUUUGAGUCCACUUACUCGCAAAAUAUGAUAUCCCAAUUUAAGAUUUGCUUGUGGAAGCAAAAUCUUGUGUAUUACAGAAGCCCAAACUAUAAUGCUGUGAGGAUACUGUUCACUGUAGGGAGUGCAUUGAUCAUAGGCUCAGUGUUUUGGGAUAGAGGCUCCAAAAGGAGUACUACUCAAGAAGUAACAGUUGUCAUGGGAGCUCUCUACGCGUCAUCCAUCUUUCUUGGAGUAAAUAAUGCAUCUUCAGUACAACCGGUAGUUUCAAUUGAAAGAACAGUGUUCUACCGAGAGAAAGCAGCUGGGAUGUAUUCUCCAAUCCCAUAUGCGAUUGCUCAGGGACUGGUGGAGAUCCCCUACAUUAUUCUGCAAACGAUAUUAUACGCAGUCAUCACAUAUUUCAUGAUUCACUUCGAGAGGACAGCGAGGAAAUUUUUUCUGUACUUCAUAUUUAUGUUCCUCACUUUCACUUACUUCACCUUUUACGGCAUGAUGGCUGUUGGACUCACGCCAUCGCAACAUUUGGCAGCUGUCAUAUCCUCUGCAUUCUACUCAUUAUGGAAUCUCCUAUCUGGCUUCCUCAUUCCAAGGCCUAAUAUCCCUGGAUGGUGGAUAUGGUUCUACUAUAUAUGCCCAAUUGCAUGGACUCUACGAGGUAUUGUUACCUCCCAACUCGGUGACGUUGAAACAGUUCUUGUAGGACCCGGAUACGAGGGCACAGUCAAAGAUUACUUGAAAAGUAGCCUGGGGUAUAGCUCGGAUAUGGUAGGCGUCUCAGCCGUAGUGCUUGUAGGAUUCAGCGUCCUGUUCUUUUCUGCCUUUGCCUUCUCUGUCAAAUUCCUAAAUUUCCAAAAACGAUGAAGUUCAAAAGAUCUGUGAAGAAGCAUGUCAAGAUUAAAUACAGCGCCAAGGUUGGUAGUUAAAUCAAGACAUUAUACUGGAAAUUAUCUGGUAGCAGGAUGUCACAUUAAGGGAGCAUGUAGUGGAUUCUUAAGGGAAUACACAGGAGUAUGUUGACUCUUUGGCAUAAAGUUACCAAAUUAUCUGUGCAGUAUUUUAGAUAGUGCAGUAUUUUCUUCCUUGUUGUCUAAAGUUUCAGUUGAAUUAGCCUUUCUACACCUUCAGAUAUGUUGCUAGCCUACAUCAUUGUACUGCAGAAAACACAAAAAAGACUUCUAAUGAUUUCUUUUGCUGUCGUAGUUCAAACUUGUGUAUGGUCCGGAUCAAUACAAACACAUAUGCAUUCCUGUUUAACUGAAAUAUGAGUAUUUAAUUUCUUCU
Molecule: messenger RNA, 4864 nt
Organism: Daucus carota subsp. sativus
Lineage: Eukaryota; Viridiplantae; Streptophyta; Magnoliopsida; Apiales; Apiaceae
Product: ABC transporter G family member 31
Exons: 24
Coding region: 164-4444 (1426 amino acids)
Cellular component (GO): membrane
Molecular function (GO): ATP binding; ABC-type transporter activity; ATP hydrolysis activity
Source: RefSeq, a predicted model, not a curated record